Chaetomium fimeti is the source of this 1220-nucleotide messenger RNA. RefSeq lists its product as uncharacterized. Gene Ontology annotation, cellular component: pericentric heterochromatin; nucleus. Gene Ontology annotation, molecular function: chromatin binding. Lineage: Eukaryota; Fungi; Ascomycota; Sordariomycetes; Sordariales; Chaetomiaceae. The coding region runs from base 133 to 852 and encodes 239 amino acids. The record is from RefSeq and is a predicted model, not a curated record. The transcript is spliced from 5 exons. Gene Ontology annotation, biological process: chromatin organization; negative regulation of transcription by RNA polymerase II.
AAGCCAUCACCACUUUCAUCUUUCCGCCGGAGCGCGAGUUGAGCCCGAGCCAAACUGCCAACGCAACAUAACCCUCCCGAUAACCAAUUCACCCCAUUCAGAGACCUCAGCUUUUGUUGCACAGUUGUUGCGAUGCCACCAGCGUUUAGUGACGACGAGGGCUCCGACGUCGAGGUGGAGCAAACUUCGGCCAAGAAAUCGACCCGGACAAGAACACCCGCCAAAUACGAGGACGAGAUUCCUCAAGACGAAGAUGCCGCCUCGGCUGAUGAAAACAACGGGAUUGCGGAGGGGGAUGACGAGGAGGGCGACGAUGACGACGAAGAUCUGGACGAAGAAGUCUACGUGGUAGAGAAGAUCAUGUCGCAUAUGAUCGAUAAGGGGAAGCCGCUUUUCGAGGUCAAGUGGGAGGGGUACGAGAAGAAGUCUGAUCGGACGUGGGAGCCAGAAGAGAACCUCAUCGACAACGCCUCGGACGCCCUCAAUGAGUAUCUCCAAAGCAUCGGCGGCCGGGACAAGCUUUACGAAGACAGCGCGAACGCAUUGAAGAAUAAAAAGCGAGGCAGGCCAUCCUCGUCUACACCACAGGCGAGCGGGAAGCGUUCCCGGCGAAACGGAGACCAUCCCGCCGACGAAGAACCACCGCUGAGCGCGAAAGCGGUGACAUGGAAGCCACCACCAGGGAGUUGGGAAGAGCACAUCGACCACCUUGACGCUUGCGAAGAUGAAGUAUCGGGUAACCUGAUGGUAUACCUCACGUGGAAAAACGGGCACAAGACGCAACAUUCCACGAAGGUUAUCUAUCAAAGAUGUCCACAAAAGGUAUGUUACGUUAUGGCAGGGCUGCUUUGACAAAAGCUUACCGGUUCCAGAUGUUGCAAUUCUACGAGCAGCAUGUGAGGAUCAUAAAACGAGAGUCCGACGCCGACUCUUUAUGAGGCCGGAGUUUAUAAUACCCGACGAUUUGAUUCCUUGCUCUCUGCAUGCAUUUUCCGCACGGCAGGCGUCCCCUCUAAGCGCUUUCUGCUUGAACAGCUGCGUCUUUUACGCGGACUCGGCGUUCAGCUUCGCAUUCUUCGGGACAAUAUAUUCAGUUUCCCUUCAACUUUUGUGUUGGUACCAGACGGGUCUAUGGAUGCGAGUGAGUUCACCGAGCGGUUGCUGGCCCGGGAUGGCCUCCUCUGCUUUUGUACGUAGAGAUAAUUAAUUUUGAAUUCGUA